Diuraphis noxia (Russian wheat aphid) is the source of this 462-nucleotide messenger RNA. RefSeq lists its product as uncharacterized. NCBI's taxonomy places the organism in Eukaryota, Metazoa, Arthropoda, Insecta, Hemiptera, Aphididae. The record is from RefSeq and is a predicted model, not a curated record.
AUGAGUCUGGUAAAUAUGUACAUGUAUUUUAGAAGCCAUUUGCUUAAAAAAAUAUCAGAACAAGAAAGGCUUGUAGAGCUCGUUUGCGAUUUAAAAUUGGAAGAUAAAUAUCCGUCUUUUCUUUUAAAUGAAAUGAAACAAUUGACGGAUUAUAAGUUAUCAGAACUGAACAUACAACGUUUGUGGUUACAAAAGUUACCACCGCAGAUACGGAAUUUACUAUUAUUAUCUUCAGAUUCUUUAAGUUCCCUAUCAUUGUUGGCGGACAACAUUAAGGAUCUACAGUGUUUACCGGAAGUUCAAUUACCAAAGGAAGCUGCUCAUCAAUAUGAACAGCACGAACAUGGAUCGGACAACUCGGAUGAUCAUUCAACAGAAAAUGCACAAGUUAUCAACAACGUAAAUUCAAUUCAAGAAGAAAAAAAAGCGACUUGUUUAGAUAAUUUUUGCAAAUGCGUCUAA